AAGUCAACGGGUCAGCUCUGCCGCCAACUGUCACCCAGCGGGCAUGCCGGAUGAUAAUUAAGCUGGUUCAGAGGCGCCAUGGGAGUUGAGAGCACGGCCACUGGUCAAGCCUGAGUGAGCUUCUCGCCGUCGGCAGGAAGAGGCGGUCUCUGUCCGGGCGGCCGGCGGCAGGGUUCGCCGUGAAAUCACCGGGGGCGCCUGCCGGUGAAGUGCCUGGUGGUGGGGUGCUCUGCUCUCCUCCAACACAGGUUGCCAACUUUAGAUUUUGAUUGGGGGCCUAUAUUGUUGGCAUACAGUGGAUCGGAACACCAGAGAAAAUAAAAUAAGCUUAUGACUACAGAUCUCAUCCAUGAGUCAUGCAACGAGUCCAAACAUUAAGAUAUUCACAGAAGAUGAGAUUAAAGAUAUUACCAGCAACUACAGCACUCUCAUUGGGAGAGGUGGUUUCGGAGAAGUCUAUAGAGGUGUCCUUGAUGCUGACUAUGAUCUAGUCGCGGUGAAGAGAUACAUCCGCCUAGACUUACGAGAAGAGUUCAUGGAAGAAGUAAGCAUCCAUAGUAUGAUGAGCCACAAGAACGUGGUGAAGCUCAUAGGCUAUUGUGUCAGCGAAAAUACUCUGAUGUUGGUAACAGAGUAUAUCUCCAAUGGAAACCUCGAUAACAUACUUCAUAAAAGUGACAUCCCCAUCCCUCUGGAUAUAAGACUGGGUAUUGCGAUAGGGUGUGCAGAGGCGUUGAGCUACAUGCAUUCGAUGCAUUUGUCGAGUGAUAAGCUCAUUUAUCAUGGUGAUGUUAAGCCUGCCAACAUACUUUUAGAUGACAACCUCACAACAAAAGUAUCAGAUUUUGGAUUGUCAAGGCUUCUUUUCGGUGGUGAUACUCAGUUCACUACGAGCUUAAAGGGAAGCAUGGGCUACAUGGAUCCUAUAUAUUUUCAUGAGGGGCGUCUUACCCCGAAGAGCGAUGUCUAUAGUUUUGGAGUAGUCCUGUUCGAACUAAUAGCUCGAAAGAGGGUUAAACGCGGGGACAGUAACCUCAUUCCAGCAUUCAAUAAAGCCUGUGCCAAGGGGAAAGGAUUGAGGGAACUGUUUGAUGCAGCAAUAGCAGAUGAGAAGAAUAUGAAGAUUCUUAAAGAAAUGAGGAAAUUGGCAGCUGAAUGCGUGACACUGGACAUUCGUGCACGUCCACAAAUGAAUGACGUGGCAAAACGCCUUCGGGUUCUUAGGAAAGAUCUCAAGGGCAGCCCACAAUCCAUCUUGGCAACACACUCUUCAUGGCAAAAUCCUUACAAGCAAGGCACAAGCAUGCCCAGUUUUAAAAAGGGUUUUAGCUUUUUCAAGGGAAAUUCUAGUAAUUCUAAGAUCCUAUCUGAACUCCGCAAUGUAAGAAUUUUCACAAAGGAGGAGAUAAAUGAAGUGACACAGAAUUACUCAUUUCCACUCAGCACAGGUACAUCGGCCGAGGUUUAUAAAGGAACACUUGAGGACAAUACAGUGGUGGUGGUGAAUAGAUUUCUUCAUGAGGACUCUAAAGAGCUGUUCAUCAACGGAGGGACGACCCUAUCUCAAGUUGUCCACAAGAACAUCAUCAAACUUUUGGGUUGUUGCAUGGAAGACACAACUCUUAUUUUUAUAUAUGAGUACAUUCCUAAAGGUAGUCUCUUUGACAUUUUGGCUAGCCAGGAAGAUUUGGCGCUAGACUUACGUAUGAGGAUUGCAAUUAAGACAGCUGAAGCAUUAGAAUACCUCCAUUCAUCAGCAGCUGGCAUCAUUGGACAUGGCGGUGUUGCAACAUCAACUAUACUUCUAGAUGAGAACUUCAUACCAAAGCUCACAGAUUUCUCAAGAGCAUGUAAGCUUAUCAAAAGGAGUGAAGCUACUACUGAUGGCAGUGUAAUCAGUAGCAGCUUUCUAGAAAAAGUUCUCAACAACGACCCAUCUUGUUAUGGUUCUGUGCUGAGAAAUCUGGAAAGUGAUGUGUACAACUUCGGUGGUGUUCUCAUGGCACUCAUUUGUAGGGAUAAGAAUACUGAUCAUGAUGACCUUAUCGUCAAAUUCACCGAAGCUUAUGAGACAGAUAAAAGUGGGAAGGCAAUGUUCGAUCGGGAUAUAACAGCUGAAGAUGAUAUCACUCUCCUUGAAGAGAUUGGGAGGUUGGCUCUGCAGUGUACCAUUUUGAAGGGAGAUGAGAUGGUUAAGAGACCAACGAUGAAGGAAGUGGCAGCACACCUUGGGAUGCUUAGGAAAUCAUGGAAGGAGGGUACCGCUGGAGCACACGCACAAGCAAAUGAAACUGACGCUAGACCUGCGAUGUCAGCAGAGCCAAGGCUACCAAACCUGAUGCGCCACUUGUUCGGAUAUCGGCGAAUCUCCACUAGUGAUCCUAUAAAGACAUGUUAGUAAGUGUGAAGAUCCUGAUGUGUUGUGCAGCUACUUCUGGUAGACCAUUUCAUUGCAGCGGUUUUUAUCUAUCCAUGUUUUCCAUUAUGCAAUGCUUAAUCCGAUCCCCGUUGUUGCACUUUUAGAUGUCGGAGCUGCAUAUAUGGUAGAUGUUCCCUAUAACAAGCAUGACUUGGACAAUUACGGUUCCACCAGUAAGCUGUGGUGAGCUACAAGGAACCAUGAGGGAUGAUUGGUUCUUGUUUUAUCUGUUGGUGGGUCUUCUAACAUGUACCGGAACGUGUAUGUGAGAAAAUAGAAAAUCUGUCAAUUUCUA
This is a messenger RNA of Setaria italica (foxtail millet), 2714 nucleotides long. RefSeq names its product probable serine/threonine-protein kinase At1g01540. Gene Ontology annotation, biological process: protein phosphorylation; cell surface receptor signaling pathway. The record is from RefSeq and is a predicted model, not a curated record. Gene Ontology annotation, cellular component: plasma membrane. Lineage: Eukaryota; Viridiplantae; Streptophyta; Magnoliopsida; Poales; Poaceae. Gene Ontology annotation, molecular function: protein serine/threonine kinase activity; ATP binding. The transcript is spliced from 2 exons. Bases 350 to 2398 code for a protein of 682 amino acids.